Messenger RNA from Schizophyllum commune H4-8, 3156 nucleotides. RefSeq lists its product as uncharacterized. The coding region runs from base 1 to 3156 and encodes 1051 amino acids. The transcript is spliced from 13 exons. NCBI's taxonomy places the organism in Eukaryota, Fungi, Basidiomycota, Agaricomycetes, Agaricales, Schizophyllaceae. The record is from RefSeq and is a predicted model, not a curated record.
AUGUCCUCUGAAGAAUACAUUUACUUUCAUCGGCAGUGCCCCAUCACUGGAGACACAUCAGGCUUGGGCGUCUGUCACCUCAUGGAACCUACCACCCAUCUCGCCGACCUCAGUAACGAAGAGAUGGCCCGUAUGGAAUGGGCCUGGGGACUGGAAAGAGGCGGCUUCGACUACUAUGUCGGUAGUCCUGCCAACGAUAUCUAUUUUCGGCGCAAUAUCGCAGACAUGUUCGCAAACGAAGAAUUCAUUCUCCUACCUACCCACAAGACAUACAAAGACGCGAUGGAGUUCAGUCGACGCAUCGGGUUUUGCGAUCGUGAGGAGGAUGACUAUUCACCCCGGCGGCCCUUGACGGCGCUCGGUCGCGUCUUCCGCUACGUCUUCAUACCCUUCUCUGACGCGGCGCAGAAGAUUGCCGAAGAAAUCCCCAUGCAACAGCAGACCGACGAAGACUGGAACGGUGGAGUCAACCCAGUUACCGGAGAGCCUAUGGAGCCGUGGGUCAAGGAAUUCCGAGUGGUAGAGACCCAUUCCCAUCUCGUCUCCGUCUGCUAUGCCGCCCGCCAAGUGCUUGACGUCUCGUCUCGGCGACCGGGUCUCACUCUCUGCCCUUGGACGUUGUGCCUGUACAAACUUGAAAAGCAAUGGGGUAUCGGCCGCUUCGGGGCGUGUCUAAAAGUUCCUCAAUGGUUCAUCGACACUCCCGAAAACGACGACGAGAGCCUGAGCGGCUCGGAGGCUACCGGCUACUGGCCAUUCCUCGGCUUCGACACCCCCUCGGCGAACCGCAUCCUCGGAUACGCGUCGUCCGGUGGCACCAGCGUUUCGCAGAGCAGCAGCCGGGUUCAGGAGUGGAUGAAGGACCUGCCGCAGCGCAGAGUGACAAGGAAGUCGUCUGUUUGCUCCGCAUCGAAGGCCACCAUACCUGGCUUUUGGGCCUCCGGCCCUGUUCGCAAGCAACUCGUCACGAUGUCCUCCGAAUACGUCUGCAUCGACAAGAAGUGCUCUAUCUCCGGAGCCAAAACCGGUCUGAGUGUCAUUCGCCUCAUUAGCCCUUAUAAAUUACUCAACGCCACUGACGAGGAGAUGGCUCGGAUGGAGUGGUCUUGGGGCAUGGAAAGAGGUGGUCUCGACUAUUACCUGUCCAGUGCUCCCAAUGAUAUAAUUCUCCGAGACGAUAUCGCGGAAAUGUUUUCCAACGCGGAAUUUGUUCUUCUCCCCACACACAAGACCUUCCAAGACGCCAUGGAGUUCAGAGAACGGGCUGGCUACAGUGAUCGCGACGAAGCAGACCGCUUUCCACUGCGGCCCAUGACCGCGCUGGGUCGUGUCUUUCGCUACGUCUUCAUAUCCAUCACCGACGCUGCCGAGGAGCUCGCACGCCGAUUGCCCUUACAUCGUCAAACCGACGAAGACUGGAACGGAGGGGUCCACCCAUACUCUGGGACCGUCAUGGACCCGUAUUGGAGACAGUAUUCUGUGGUGGAAACUCACUGUCACCCUGUGUCGAUUUGCUGGUACGCCAGGAUGGUGCUUGACGUCGCAACUUCCCGCGGCUGGGAGAUCAGUAUCUGGCCGUGGAUGUCCUGCCUGACCGUCCUUGAAGAACAGUGGGGUAUUGGCCGGCGUAGCAGGGCUCCUCCGGCUCCGCAAUGGUUCGUCGACUCGCCCACGCGCGAGGAUGACGACGAGAGUCUUCCCGAGUCUCAACAAACUGGAUACUGGCCACUCAUCCGCUCUCGCGCCGAUCCGUUGGGUCGCGUCCCCGGAUACGCGUCGUCAGGUGGCACCGGCGUCUCGCAGAGCAGCAGCCGCAUCUCAGAGUGGAGGAAGGACUUGCCGCAGCAUGCGGCAGUGCGGUGGUCCGAGCGAUCAACGUCGAAUCCGAUCAUACCCAGCUUUCGGACCUCCCCUGCUCGCAAGCUUAGGCUUGCCAAGUCUGGCCAGGGCCGGGCAAUGGAGAGAGAGCCGGACUGGACGCGGCAGAAGGGUCGCUUUCCGACUCCGUUGGACGACAAAAACAGUAGCAGAGUCACAAACUUUGGCUGCAUCUGCUUCGGUGAAUACCUCACUUCUCACAUGAUCAUGACCUCCGAAUACACCCACUUUCGAAAAAAGUGCGCUAUCACUGGUGUCACCCAGAACCUGGGUGCUUUCCGUCUGAUCGAUAUGAACACAAACCUGGCGGACGCUACUGACAUCGAGCCUGCGAACGACAUCUAUUUUCGCAUGGAUCUCGGGAAGUUGUACGAAUGCGGAGACUUUAUACUCCUUCCCUCUCUCAAGACCUACGCGGACGCCAAGGAGUUCAUCCAAAGAGCGGGCUAUCGCGAUCGUGACGAGGAAGACGACUCCCCAAGGCGCCCUCUGACUGCACUCGGGAAGACCUUCCGCUACGUCGUCGUCCCCCUCGUGGAUCGUGCCCGAGAGCUACUCGCUCAGGUCCCUAUGCAAAGUCAAACCGACGAGGAUUGGAACGGCGGGAUGCACCCGGUUACCGGGAAGCCUGUGCCGUCGUGGCAUAGGGACUGGCCGGUGGUGGAGACUCACUGCCACCCUGUUUCUAUCUGCUACUUCGCGAGACGCGUCUUGGAUAUCGUGGGCUACGACUGGGCGACUAUCGACAUAGGGCCAUACGAGUCUGGCCUCGUGAGUUUUGAACACGGGUGGGGUAUGGGCCUCCCCGGCAGUCAUGUCCAACCCCCGCAAUGGUUCGUCGACUCUCCCGAGAAAGAAGACGACGACGAGAGCCUGAGUGGUUCUGAGGCCACCGGCUACUGGCCACUCAUCGGCUCCGGCGCCGAUUCGUCGGACCGCGUCUCCGGAUACACGUCGUCGUCCGGCGCCUGCUCCUCGCAGAGCAGCAGUCACAUCCUGGAGUGGGCGAAGGGCGUGCCGCAACACAAGACGGUGGAGCGAAAGCCGAGCGAGCGACAUACGACCAAGUCGAUUAUCCCAAGCUUUCAUGACACCCGUGGCCGCAAGGUCAAAUCAUCGAAGUGGGCAGAUUCGAGCCAGGGCUCAGCGCGUAUAGCGGAACCGGGAUGGAUGCGGCAGAAUGGUCGAUUUCCGAGCCAUCAGUUCACAAGUAACGAUUGGGCUUUAUUUUGUUUUGGAACGAGGCUGUCGGAGGACGAGGAGAGCUAUACUUAUUGA